UUUUGGCGUGUUUUUGUGUCACGAGAGUGCAGCGCCAAAAAGCCACGUUUUGUUGAAGGUCCGCGCGCGUUUAUUCUACAGCAGAAUCGAAGGGACGUUAAAGUUGGACGUAUAUGACAUGUCGAACGGUUACGAAGAUCACAUGGCCAAUGAGCUUAAAGACUCCAAAACAAACCUUAUCGUCAAUUACUUGCCUCAGAAUAUGAGCCAAGAUGAACUGCGGAGUCUCUUCAGCAGCAUUGGAGAGGUGGAAUCUGCAAAACUUAUUCGUGAUAAAGUAGCAGGCCACAGUUUAGGGUACGGAUUUGUUAACUAUCUUAACCCUAGUGAUGCAGAAAGAGCUAUCAGUACUCUCAAUGGACUGAGACUACAGUCUAAAACUAUCAAGGUGUCAUAUGCCAGGCCAAGCUCUGACACCAUAAAGGAUGCCAACCUCUACAUCAGUGGGCUGCCUAAAACAAUGACACAGAAGGACGUAGAAGACAUGUUUGCACAUUAUGGCAAAAUAAUCAACUCCCGUGUGCUUGUCGAUCAAGCCUCAGGACUAUCUCGUGGGGUAGCCUUCAUUCGCUAUGACAAGAGAGCAGAGGCAGAGGAUGCGAUUAAGGACUUGAAUGGGCAGAAGCCACCAGGUGCUUCCGAGCCCAUCACUGUAAAAUUCGCUGACAACCCCAACCAAGCUAAAAACACACAAGUUAUUUCCCAGAUUUACCACACACCGUCUCGCCGCUUUGGGGGGCCAGUCCACCACCAGGCCCAGAGAUUCAGGUUUUCUCCCAUGAGUGUGGAUCAUAUGAGCAGCAUGUCUGGUGUUAACAUGCCUGGGAACUCCUCAUCAGGCUGGUGUAUUUUUAUCUACAACCUGGGGCAGGAUGCAGAUGAAGGCAUUCUCUGGCAGAUGUUUGGGCCCUUUGGAGCUGUCACAAAUGUCAAAGUGAUCCGCGACUUCAACACCAACAAGUGCAAAGGAUUUGGAUUUGUUACCAUGCCAAACUAUGAAGAGGCAGCCAUGGCUAUUGCCAGUCUCAAUGGCUAUCGGCUUGGGGACAAGAUUUUACAAGUGUCGUUCAAAACAAGCAAGUCACACAAGUAGAAAACAUGAUUAACAGGCUUACUUCACCAAGAUGUCUCGUGUUUCCUACAGUGCCAGAGAGGCUGGCAAAGUUUGAAAAAAGAAACUUAUUUUUAGUGUAAUCUCUUUGCAAAUUUUCACGUUUCUCAGUCUCAUUUAGACAUCUGUUUGACAGUUUCUUUUUUAAGAUUCAAGUUUUUGGAUGCUUCAAAUGCAAGUGUUUUUAGGCAUUCUGGUUGUCCCAACAUUUGACCAAUUCUAUAUUUGAUAAAAUAAUGCGUGUCUCAGUCAUUAGCCUGAAAAUGUUGCAAUGUGCCAUAUGUGUGGUCAAACCCUUAAUUCACCCACCAGAUGCUGGCUUUAAGACUCUGGAUUUUACAUUUAACAGUACCAGUCAACAUCUUGCAUUGCUCUUCAGUAUUUAUGAUGCCUUAAUUUUACGUCUUGAUUCUUCUUGCCCUCAAAUGUAGCACUUUUUGGUUUUGCAAGAAUAUCAUUCAGAUCUUGAAAUUUGAGUUUUAAAUCCAGCAUUCGGAGUGCUCAAUACAUUGAGGCAAUGGCAUAGGAAGCAGAGUGUCUGUAAAAUGUUAAUAAGCCUUUGUUUAGUGAGGGGAAAGACUGAUCAAUCUUGUGUAAGGGACCCUCUGAGAAGACUAAGAAGGACCAAAGACAUAUGGACGGAAGGUUUAGUUUACCCAACAGAAGUGCUGGUUGUACAUCCCUAAGCAUAGUCCAAAUAUAUUUGGACAUCAGAAUUCUUGAUACUGAGUAUUUAUGUAAAAAUGUAAUAACAUUUGAGCAUCAGCAUCUUAUGUUUCAGAUUUGCUUUUUAGUUUUUUUUGGUUUGUUUUUCCUCUUGGUAAAACAUACUUCAAGUUUAGGUUGGUUAUUUGAAAAUAGAUACAAGUACUAAUCCACAUGCUUUUUAAGACUGCCUUGUGAUUAUUAUUUUGUGUUUUGUUCUUUUUCUUUUUUGCUUUUGUUUCCUUAUGGAACCUUUCAUUUUCAUUGUUUCACAUGGCAUAUACAAUCAUUAAAUUUUUUUUGUUUUGAACUUUGUUUUGUUUCCUUUUUUUCUUAAUUUAUCUUUUAGUUUAAUUCGUUUUUUUUUUAUGUAUCUAUUUAGAGGCACAGUACAAUACAUUUCCAUAUUUACAGGUACAUUCAAUGAAGUCGGCAGUUUUUAUCUUCGAGUCACUGUAGUUCACUAGAGGAAUACUACAUUACCAUAAUUUAUUAUUUUAAUUGAGUAUUUUAUUAUUUCACUUUUGUGUGCUUUUAAGGCAUUGGACCAAAUUGUAAAGAUACCACUUGGCUAUCUGACAUUGGUUGACUUCAUAUUUAAUUUGGUCGAUGGAGUGUCAUGAUUGUGUUCACUUCGUGAUGUGCCCCUUUCUCAACAGUUCACACUUGGCUUUGUUCAGAGUUUUUUUAUUUGUGUUUUUCUUACCGGAAAUUCUCAUUGAGGAGUGGUGGCAAAUGUUGAAAGAGGACCACAGACUCCUGCAAAUGUAAAAGUGAAGUUAUCUUCAAACUGUUGUCCAUAGAUUGUACAGCCGUAUCACUCUAAUCCCUCCGGUUUUACUCCUAAAGUCUUCCAGCAGCUCAUAAAACCCUUCAUAUAGGUUUGCCUGCAGCUGAGUGAAAUUUGCGAAUUAUCCAAGAUGUGUCUCAUAAGAGCCCAGAUGGGUUUUUUGCUCCCUCUGGUACAAGACUUGAGGUUUGUAUUGUGUGUGUGUGAGCUUGUAUUUAUAUUUUUGGUGACAUCUUAAUUGGCCUGUACAGCUAUACUCUAUAUUCAAACUACAGAAUUGUUAUACUAGGCAGCAGUUUACAAAACUUGGAUGAACCAGCAUCACCUGUUACUUUUAAAAAUGAUUCAUGUGAACUUAAUAGCAGCUUAGUAGAGUAAAGCUUUCGUUUCUUCUGUCAUCACUUUCGGUUGCAUGUCUUUGGUUAAAAAAAAAAAUGCUUGAUGGCAUUCUCUGAAAGUGGAUGUUUUGGCAUAAUGUGUGCAACACUGCAAAAUCGUUAGUCAUAAGAGUUAAAAUACAUCAACCUUUUACAUGUUCAUCUUUCUGAUAUCCUGAGGUUUUUAAGAUUAAACGGGCCCAUGAAUGCUCUGAGAUGCCAGUUGUAAGAUUAACAUGUAGAAUUACCUGCUGGUUGAACAGCCUUAAUUUAUGUUGGAAAUACUGGAAGAUUACUAAAUGGAAGAAUUAUUUAUUUAGCACAUUGUGUAUUGGUUAAAGUGUUGAUAUUUAUGAGUGAUUUUUAUUUUUAUUUUUAUCCAAUACUUUGAUUCUACAGCAAAAGACAUCUGUUAUGAGGUACUGUCUAACAUGUAGUUGUGAAAUAAAAUAUCAGGCAUCGUUGCAAAAUUGGAUAAUUGUGUCUUGGUGGAAAUUUG
Molecule: messenger RNA, 3482 nt
Organism: Xyrauchen texanus (razorback sucker)
Lineage: Eukaryota; Metazoa; Chordata; Actinopteri; Cypriniformes; Catostomidae
Product: ELAV-like protein 1
Exons: 6
Coding region: 119-1093 (324 amino acids)
Cellular component (GO): ribonucleoprotein complex
Molecular function (GO): RNA binding
Source: RefSeq, a predicted model, not a curated record